CACACAAAUAAACAACCCAGCUCAUCCCACUCACUCUGCCAGUCAACAUGCUCACCACUGCCUGAUUCUCCUGUCGUCGGCGCUGUAGAAGGGGAAGGAAAAGUCAUAUCUCGGUUGCUAAGACUUCAGCUAACAGUCCCGGGAUGGCUCAAGGCUCCUCCGAGCAAAUUGUUCCAGGGGGUAGUGAGCCCGAGGAGACUUCCCCCAAUAUGCUCGUUUACCGAAAGAUAGAAAAUAUCAUCAUACGGAUGCAGGAUGACAAAGCAGGCGGAGUGCCUAUCCGAACAGUGAAGAGCUUCCUGUCAAAGAUUCCCAGUGUUAUCACAGGCGCAGACAUCGUCCAGUGGCUGAUGAAGAGCCUGAACAUUGAAGACCCAGGUGAAGCAAUACACUUAGGGAGCCUCAUUGCAGCUCAAGGAUACCUGUUUCCUAUCUCUGAUCACGUUCUGACACUGAAAGAUGAUGGGACAUUUUACAGGUUUCAGGCUCCAUAUUUUUGGCCAUCGAACUGCUGGGAGCCAGAAAACACAGAUUAUGCUAUCUACCUGUGCAAGCGGACAAUGCAGAAUAAAGCAAGACUGGAACUUGCAGAUUAUGAAGCCGAAAAUUUGGCCAGGUUGCAAAGAGCAUUUGCAAGAAAGUGGGAGUUCAUCUUUAUGCAAGCAGAGGCCCAAGUAAAAAUUGACAGAAAGAAGGAUAAAACGGAACGCAAGAUUCUCGACAGUCAAGAAAGAGCAUUUUGGGAUGUCCACCGACCCGUUCCUGGCUGUGUGAACACCACAGAAAUGGACAUCAGGAAAUGUCGAAGGAUGAAAAACCCUAACAAUGUAAAAAAGUCAGUGUAUGGGAUUUCUGAAGAUUCACAGACGCACAGUCCUGUACAUACAGUCGCACAAACAGCUAAGAAACCUGCAAAAGAUGAUCUGAAGAAACAGAUAACUUUUUUAAAUAUCCAGCUCGACAGACAUUGUUUAAAAAUGUCCAAAGUAGCUGAAAGUUUAGUCAGCUACACUGAGCAGUAUUUGGAUUAUGAUCCCCUCUUGACUCCACAAGAUCCUCCGAACCCUUGGGUCAGUGAUGACAGCACAUUCUGGGACAUGGAAGCCAGCAAAGAGCCCAGCCAGCAGCGUGUGAGGAGAUGGGGAUUCUCCUUCGAUGAAGUGCUAAAGGAUCCUGCAGGACGUGAACAAUUUCUGAAGUUCCUAGAGUCUGAAUUUAGCUCUGAAAAUCUGAGGUUUUGGUUGGCCGCAGAAGAUUUGAAGAAGCAACCACUUCUGGAAGUUCCAGACAAGGUUCAAGAAACCUGGCAAGAAUUUCUUGCUCCUGGGGCACCCAGUGCUAUCAAUCUGGAUUCCCAUUCAUAUGAGAUAACCAGUCAGAAUGUCAAGGAUCCAGGGAGGUAUACUUUUGAAGAUGCUCAGGAACACAUCUAUAAGCUGAUGAAAAGCGACAGUUACGCUCGCUUUCUGCGUUCCAAUGGUUAUCAGGAACUCUUACAAGCAAAAAGGAAGCCUGAGAAUGAACAGGGCCGCAGAACCUCGCUGGAAAAAUUCACUCGCAGCGUGGGCAAAUCUCUGACUGGCAAACGGCUUACAGGUCUCAUGCAGUCAUCCUGACAACAAUCUAGACUUGCUGGUUGCAGUGAGAUGAGAAGAGACUUGUACCUAUACUCUUGGGAGUCACCAUGUAAAGGAGCCACUGUGAGGAGUUCUAUCGUACAAUUCGACAACAGAACAUUUUAAUCUUUCCUCAGUGCAGAAUGAGUUACCACAGAUGUAUCAAAAAGUCACCCAUUUUUUUUAUUGAGAAACAAUAAAAUCAGAUUAAUCCCAGGCACAGGGAAGCAGAGAUUGAAUUUCUGGCUGCCAGUGAAACUAUAUGACUGUUUCUGACCUUCUGGAUAUGGUAAUGGAAAAUGCUUGUGAAUUCAUGGAAUCCAUUUGUAUACAAGCACUGCUUACCACAAGUGACUGGGAAAUAUUAGAAAGAGGUUUAGAAAUUGCAAGUAAGUCCAGCAGGUGCUUAUUUUGAAGGUCUUUUGCCACAGGUGAGACAGGUCAAUAAAUCUAUAGGCAAUAACCUACUCAGACCCUGAGCUUCACAUUCACAUAAGUCUUCCAUCUUUCUCAUUUUUGCACAUUAGAGUAUUUAAUGCACCUUGUGUAAACUAUAAAGGUGCUCCAGCAUUACUGGUAGUUAUGAGCUAUUCUGACUGACCACAGUGAAACAGAGGGUGGGAAAUAACACUAAAUCAAUCAUAAGUUAGCUUUAAACUUGUUUAAUUAAAGGAGCCUCUUAAAUGUUUCAACUUGGCAUACAGAAACCACAUUCCAGUUUAGCUUUAUUAUCAUUUCCUUUUGGACAUUUUGAUACAGUUAAUGACAGACUGAGAUCUAACAAAGCCAGAGGUACCAGAGCUGAUAUGGGCUGGUACAACAUACUGGUGAGAAAGUAGCCAACAACUUUUUAGCUAUAUCACCUUAUAGGUCAGAAAUGUAGAUUAUGUUCACUCCUAAACUUAGCAAACUUAGAGGAAGAGUGGCCCAGUGAAAAUACAUCUUGGCCAAUAUUAAUUCUUCAACUGCCCUCACUAUAGCAUAUUUAACUUCUCUUUUGUCUCUUUGCUGUCUGUGGGGACCUGCUCUGCACAAGUUGUCUGUUAUGCUUGCUGUCAUAAUAAUCCCUACAAUUCAAAACUGCUUUAUUGUCUGUGAGAUGCUUUGAGGCCUUCUGAUAAUGUGUAGGAAGCUAAAUAAGCAUCUCUUGCUUCUUGUCAAAGUUUUACCUUUGGAAAUCAGGAGGAUAGAAGUUACACUACACAAAAAAGGAACACAAUUUAAGUGAAUUAAAUUUACUUAUGUAAGGUCACGAAUAAAUUUCCCCCAAUGUGGGCGAGUGGCAGGA
Pristis pectinata (smalltooth sawfish) is the source of this 2904-nucleotide messenger RNA. It is a transcript of the gene rgs6, whose product is annotated as regulator of G protein signaling 6. Gene Ontology annotation, biological process: regulation of G protein-coupled receptor signaling pathway; G protein-coupled receptor signaling pathway; intracellular signal transduction. Bases 144 to 1616 code for a protein of 490 amino acids. The record is from RefSeq and is a predicted model, not a curated record. The transcript is spliced from 18 exons. Lineage: Eukaryota; Metazoa; Chordata; Chondrichthyes; Rhinopristiformes; Pristidae.